This is a messenger RNA of Erinaceus europaeus (western European hedgehog), 933 nucleotides long. Its product is annotated as olfactory receptor 8S1-like. The transcript has a single exon. Gene Ontology annotation, molecular function: G protein-coupled receptor activity; olfactory receptor activity. The coding region runs from base 1 to 933 and encodes 310 amino acids. Gene Ontology annotation, biological process: G protein-coupled receptor signaling pathway. The record is from RefSeq and is a predicted model, not a curated record. Lineage: Eukaryota; Metazoa; Chordata; Mammalia; Eulipotyphla; Erinaceidae. Gene Ontology annotation, cellular component: membrane.
AUGGCCUUGAGGAACCACAGCACCAUCACAGAGUUCAUCCUUCUUGGAUUGGCUGUUGACCCCAAAGUCCAGGUACUGCUCUUUGUCCUCUUCCUAGGAGUUUAUCUCCUGACCGUGAUGGGGAACCUGAUGAUGAUGGUGGUCAGAACUGAUUCCCGCCUCCACACGCCCAUGUACUUCUUUCUGAGCCAUCUCUCCUUCCUGGAUCUUUGCUUCUCCACAGUCACAGUGCCCAAGCUCCUAGAGAAUCUCCUGUCUGAAAGGAAAACCAUUUCAAAAGAAGGCUGCCUGGCUCAAGCCUUCUUUGUGCUUGACAUUGGAGGGACUGAAAUCUUCCUCCUCUCUGCCAUGGCCUAUGACCGCUAUGCCGCCAUCUGCCACCCCCUGCUCUAUGGUCAGAUGAUGAGUAACCAGCUGUGUGUGAGGCUGGUGUGGGUAUCAUGGAGCGUGAGUUUGCUAGAUGCAGUUAUCAACAUCUCCCUGACUGUGAACUUGAACUUCUGUGAGGCCUAUAUCAUCCCCCACUAUAGCUGUGAACUUCCUUCUGUGCUCCGUUUGUCCUGCUCUGACGUCUCCAGCAAUGUAGUUGUAUUGAUCAUCGCCUCACUACUGCACGGAUUCGGUACGUGUUGUCUGAUCUUCUUCUCUUACGUCCACAUCUUCUCUGCCAUCCUGAGCAUCAACUCUGUGAUGGGCAGAAGCAAGGCCUUCUCCACCUGCUCCUCCCACCUCAGUGUAGUGAGCUUCUUCUAUGCCUCAGCAUUACUCCGCUAUCUCUUACCAACCUCCGGUACGGCUCUAGAACUCGUCUUCUCCAUACAGUAUGGUGUGAUCACUCCCCUCUUGAAUCCUCUCAUCUACAGCCUGAAAAACAAAGAAGUAAAGGCAGCCAUGAGAAGAAUCCUGAGGAAAUAUUUGCAGGGGCACAGCUAG